CCGUCCCGCUCUGUUGUGUCGCGUGCGCGCGCCCCUCUCCCUCUAGCCACGGGCCGCUCGCCGCUCGGCCGCCGCAGUAGUGGGGAUAGACGCGACGGGUGAACAUCUCAGUGAGACGCGGAGUGCGGUGCGCGUAUCUGCCGCGGUGGGAUCGAAAAGGGUCGAAGGGACGGUAGGGGAGACACGUUGGAACGCGUGGAAGGGGACGGCGAAGGGACGAGGGUCGGACGGCCGAAGGAGGGAGACGGGCGGCCGGUGUCGGGCAAUGCCACUCAACUGAAUCCCCGCUCUGUCCUCGCGGCAGUCUGACGCCGGUCGCGCAGUCAGCAUGGCUGGAUUUUCUCGUAGUUUUUCACCGGUUCUGACGUGAUACGGGAACGGAGUCGGUCGCGGUUUUAGUGCGUGCUCCGAGCCUGUCAGUGUUGAACAGUCGGUACGUGGCUCGAAGCACGACGAGUUACGCGCGCUGAUCGGGGCAUGGGAACGAUGCGAACGAAAGAGACGCCAGAUCUACGAACCUAACCUCCAAAAGACAAAGAUGAGCAGCCGUGGCAUCGUUCCGGUUCAAUCGCGGCCCCGGUGACGCUCGUCCGGCUCGUUCUCGGUACCGUUCGCGUCCCGCCGAAUAUAAACCGUCUCUCCGCACACACGCACCGUGCACCUUUCGCGAAAUGUACCGUGGCUAGCCGCGUGUAAAGUGUACGUUUUCGUCGCGUGACAGCCGCGACUCGUGUGCAUCCUCGCUGCGCCGAGAGACAAGGACGGGGAACGCGGAAAGAACAAAAGGGGGAACGGUGGAACACUACUGUGCGUCCCCCCGUGGUGAGACAGAGAACCAGCGACUGGCUCGUGUACCAGCUGGACGGAGACGCACGGGCGGAGGGAGAAAAGGGAAAAGGGAGGUUACAAAAGGGACUCGACAACAAAUCUUGACCCGGGAACGAGGGAAAGAUUUCUCGGAAGCUCACCGUGCAACGGGAGACCGACUGCUCCGGUGUUUUUGACCUGGACCAGCACUCUCGAGUUUCCCGGAAUUGUUGCUCGGUCUUCAGCGUCUGGCCCGUGAACCCGAGCACCCAGCCACGCAGCGGGGACACGAGAUCGAUACAGCCCGAUACAGGGGAUAACCGUUCGCGAAAUCGUUCUGGAAGACAGGAAGCAUCGUAGCUUUACAUCGUCCCUAAUUGACAGGUGGGAAAGGAGGGUUGGCGGCGGGACCGCGUGGCGCACGGCGAAAGGAGGGCCGACACGCGUAUAUCAACUGGAGCAGGAUAGAGGAUAGUGUCGCGACUGCGAAGAACGAAGAAGGAACGAGAAGGGAGAAAGCAGAAGAAAACGGGACAGAGAGGAACAGAAGAGGAAUAGAGAAAAGAAGAAGAAGAAGAAGACAAGCCUCGAAAAUUUACGAGUGUAGCAGGUUCGCUUCGCGCGUCCGGUAACUUGGGCCAGUCCGGAGCGUUACAAAUGGUCCACCCGUAAAGCCAGCUUACCGUAGAAGACACCGGAAGUAGCCGCCGGAUUUCCGUGGCGCUAGACCCGCGGACGUUCCCGGCCAGAAUAGAAAAUUCCAGUUUAUCGACGCCCAUUGCGAAAGGUUCCCCGGAUCCUCUAGGUCCUGCGAUUUUUGGAUCCGAGCGAUGAUCCCGGUGUUCGAAGGAGGAUCAAUCGCGCCUGGCCGUCGCUGAGAGAAUGUCGAGCACCCGAGCGGCCAGCUGCUGAGCGACCGGCGCCGGUGCAGUUCAUCGAUCAACAAAACUCGCUCAAAUGGGUUAAAAACGAUCGCGAUGGACGGCGCGACCCCGUGCUGCUCGCAAAAUGGUGAUCGUGCUGCCCUCCUGGAAACGCAACAAGUGGCGAACCGCUCCUUAUUCCUGAGCCGUCAUCGUUGCUACCCGAGAGACGGGACAGGGGAUUCGAUCCAGGACCCGUCACCUUUGAUCUGAGGAUCCCGUAGUCACUUCAGAAGGAUCGGGCGUCGUUUCUAGCUCCUGGUAAACUGUAUCAAACGAGAGCUCGCGUUGUAUAUACCUGUAUAUGUAUGUAUAUGUAUCCUCUUCGGGCACGAGAGUUUCCGUGGACGAGGAUUAAAGGACUGAACCAGUUGUCCGGCUGGGGAAUAAGCUUCUUCCGGUAGAUCGAUCGAUCCGAGGGACGGUUCUUUUAAGUUUCGCCGGAGUUUGAAGCUGAAGAGGACUGAUUCUUCCCGAGGAUCGAGGGAUUCUUGACGAUGAGAGGAGCCGAUGCCCGGCGAAGGACGUCUUCUAGGGGAAAAGGAGGAUCCUCGGCGUCGCUGCGACUGUGAACGCGGCCGCGCCGGCCCAGAGGAGUUUGGUGGAUAAUCUGCGAGGCAUCGGUCGCCAUCGGAUGAGACGAUGGUGAUCAAGAUCUCCGCGGUCGAGGCUGGCGUUCCUUUGUUAAGCGCCGUCGGUCCGCGCUGCGUCGUCAAGCAGGCCACGGUUAAGCGAUGCGUCGCGGCCCUGCUGCUCGUCUCCGUCGCGAGUAUAUUCUACUACACGCAUUACAUCAUCAGCAGCCCCUUGGCUAGCCUGAUUCACCGGGACACUAGGCCGGAGCCACUGAUAAGGUGUUCGACGUUAAGGGAAGCAACGAGGCUGCCGUCCGCUCCGGACCACCGGAGCGAGGCGCGUCUGAGAACCGACCCGAAGGUGUUGGUGUUCGUGGAAACGCUGUACUCGAUGCUCGGCAAAAACAUCGCGGAACUGCUCGUCUCUAAUCGAAUCAAAUACAAGCUGGAGGUCGCCGGCAAGUCGCUGCCGGUGCUGACGAACCUGGACAAAGGUCGGUACGGCGUGCUGAUCUUCGAGAACCUAAACAAGUAUCUGCAGAUGGACAAAUGGAACCGCGAGCUGCUGGAUAAAUACUGCAGGGAGUACUCCGUCGGCAUCGUGGGCUUCGCGCCGUCCGGCGAGGAGAGUCUUGUCGGCGCGCAGCUGAAGGGCUUUCCUCUGUUCGUGCACACUAAUCUUAGAUUAAAGGAUGCUCAGCUGAACGCGGCCUCCCCUAUUCUCCGAUUAACCAGAUCCGGGGAAACAGCCUGGGGACCGCUUCCUGGCGGUGACUGGACCAUUUUUCAGGCCAAUCACAGCACCUACGAGCCGCUCGCGUGGGCGCACCGGGACAGCCUCGACUAUCCGGCCAACAAGAGUCCUCUGGCGACCGUCAUUCAGGAUCACGGCAGAUACGACGGGAUCCAGAGGGUGUUCUUCGGCGGGGGGCUGCGUUUCUGGCUGCACAACCUGCUGCUGCUCGACUCCCUGUCCUACCUAUCGCACGGCCAAUUGAGCCUCAGCCUGAAUCGCAUGAUCCUGGUGGACGUGGACGAUAUAUUCGUCGGCGAGAAGGGCACCAGGCUGAGGAAGGACGACGUGAUGGCGCUGCUGGCCACCCAGCAGAGGAUCCAGGCGCUGGUGCCCGGCUUCAAGUUCAAUCUGGGGUUUUCCGGGAAGUACUUCCAUCAUGGGACGGCGGAGGAGAAUUUGGGGGACGACAUGCUGCUGGAGAACGUCGACAGAUUUACGUGGUUUUCGCACAUGUGGAACCAUCAGCAGCCCCACCUCUACGAGAAUGUAACGCAUCUGCAGCUGGACAUGGCGUUGAACAAACAAUUCGCGAAGGAUCACGGGAUCCCGACGGGAAGCGGGUACAGCGUAAGUCCACAUCACUCCGGCGUUUAUCCGGUCCACGAGGGGCUGUACGAGGCCUGGAAAAGAGUAUGGAACAUCAAAGUCACCAGCACAGAGGAGUAUCCCCAUCUGAGGCCCGCUCGUUUAAGACGCGGCUUCAUUCAUCGUAACAUAAUGGUACUACCGAGGCAGACCUGCGGCCUUUUCACACACACGAUCUUCAUCGAUAAAUACCCGGGCGGCCGGGACAAGCUGGACAAAUUGAUACAGGGCGGCGAGCUGUUCCAGACCAUCGUUCACAAUCCUAUCAAUAUUUUUAUGACGCACAUGUCGAAUUACGGGAACGAUCGUCUGGCGUUGUACACCUUCGAGUCGGUGAUCAAGUUCAUUCAAUGCUGGACGAACUUGAGGCUGUCCAGCGCGCCGCCCCUCCAACUGGCUGAACGUUACUUUCAACUUUACCCGGAGGAGUCUGAUCCUGUGUGGGGCAAUCCCUGUGACGAUCAAAGGCACCAGAAGAUCUGGUCGAGGAACAAAACCUGCGAUCAGCUGCCGAGGUUCCUGGUAAUCGGCCCCCAAAAAACCGGCACCACCGCUCUCUACACUUUCCUGUCCAUUCACCCAGCAAUAAGCAGCAACUUGCCGAGUCCGGACACGUUCGAAGAGAUCCAGUUCUUUAAUGGGAAAAAUUAUUACAAGGGCCUAGACUGGUACAUGAGCUUCUUUCCAGCGUCGAAGAACGAGAGUUCGCGGUACCUUUUCGAGAAGUCCGCUACGUAUUUCGACGGAGAACUGGUGCCGCGGAGGGCUCACGCGCUGUUGCCCAAAGCGAAAUUAAUUACUAUACUCCUAUCGCCGGCGAGGCGAGCUUAUUCUUGGUACCAGCAUACGAGGGUCCACGGCGACGCGGUGGCCAACAAUUACUCCUUUCACUCGGUGAUCACCGCGAGCGAUACUGCUCCGAAGCCUUUGCGUGACCUCAGGAAUAGAUGUUUAAAUCCUGGAAAAUACGCUCAGCAUCUAGAGCGAUGGCUCUCCUAUUACCCGCCUCAGCAGUUGCACAUCAUAGACGGCGAGCAACUGCGACAGAAUCCCGUGGAGACGCUGCACGAGCUGCAAAGGUUCCUAAAGAUCACGCCGGCGUUUAAUUAUUCGUCCCAUCUGAGGUACGACCCGAAGAAGGGAUUCUUUUGCCAGGUGACCAACGAGGAUCGAACGAAAUGCCUCGGGAAGAGCAAAGGCCGCCAGUACCCGCCGAUGGAGGAUAAGUCGUAUAAAUUGUUGCAGAGGUAUUAUCUGUCCCACAACACGGCCCUAGUUAAAUUAUUGAAGAGACUCGGACUUCGGACGAUCCCGCAAUGGCUGAAGGAGGACCUGACCGACACGGUGAUGACCUAGCAAACGUCGAUCAUGUGAAACGACACCGUUUCGGCACUCCUCAUCUCGACGGUGAACGAGAUCCAUCGUUUGCUAGCGGAAGAUCUGUAAAAUACAUUUUGUAAAGUAUAUUGAUCGCUCCACUGGACUCGAGAUCCUCGACGGAAGGACCAUUACAGGCCUAGAUCCCAGUGGGCGGUUGGCCUAAAACCGAUGGGGGAGCCUGCGAAACUAGUCACUAACAGAGAACGGUAUCACGGUGACACGGCCGUGGCUGUCGAUCGUUGUUAAUAGCGCUAUUAUUAACGUUAUAUAUUAUUAUCGUCAUCGUUGCUCCCUCGGAGCAAAUGAUCGUUGAAAAGGAACAGGGACCGUCGACGGCCAUCCUCGUCUUAGAAACUCAACUCGAUCGCUCUAAUCUUUACUACCACGGCGAAGAACAAAGGAUUCCUAACUUCCGCCCGGAAAUUGAAUCCUCUAUGGUGGCGCGUUUUAUUUGAUAAAAUCAAUAUUUUGGUAACAAACGCAAACGAAUAGAAUUCAAGGGCUCGGAGACUUCGCUUAUUCUGCGGCUCGAGUAGUAAAGAAUAGACGACGGUGGACGAACUUCUGGACGAUAUUAAGGGGGCGAAGGUCCUGUGGGAAGUAACGAUGACACACUGCGAGACGAGAUCUGUCCAAAUCGUGUUACAAUGUUUGAAGAGAUUUAUUUCCUCACGAAAGUGAUCCGCGAGAUAGACGGAGCGUCGAUGUUUGUUGGAUCGACGCGAUCCGCCAGUCCUUCACUCCUGGCACUAAUCGCAGGAUCGUUUCGCCGCGAGUAAGAGACCUCCGGGAUUUCUUCGAGCUUCACUCCCGCCCACUUACCUCUCGGAGACACCGAUGUACAUUAAUUCUAGCCGCGUAAGCGUAUUUAAGGAAACGAUAAUGAUGAUUCUAUGUAUAUUUUGACAAUACUAUUCUUGGUACCGGCGAUGGGGGAGGACCGAUGGAGAACUGUAUGCAAAUGGCCGAGUGAAUGAGUGAGAGAAAGAAUAGAGAGACACGUUUGUACAUUCAUGUAUCGUACCAUUUCGAUGUGAUCGUAGGUGUACCAUAAUGAAAAAUUGACUUAACACGAUGAAAUUCGAUGGGGCGAUCUUACCGUUGGAUCGUCAACCGCUGAUCUUCACCAUGCCGAGGUGAUAACUGCCUAUUCGCAAUUGUCGCCGUUGUCGCGUGCGAGGCGCGCGGACUACGGUUUCUAACGAUACACCCUUGAGUUCCGUGGUAGGUGAAUAUAUUCGUUGUUGAUGGGGAUCGAUCGAUUUUUCGAAACUUUAAUACCUGAUGUAUUAUAUAGGGAGUCCCGUAGAGUCGCGAGUUUGCGAGGUAAAUAUCGUUGUACACGAGAUAGUUUAAUCGUGACGAUCGUUUGUUGAAUGCAUAUCAGUUACUAUUGUCUUUGUUGAACCUUGUAUACGAUAUAUUAGCUACUUACGUAUCUUUCCAGUCGAUCGAUGCCGGCCCGUCGAAUUCGAUCGAUCAGUCCGCGCCGGUGUGUCGUCCUCGACGACCGAUUUCCUUCGUGUCCUUCAAAUCGAACGCGUCUCGGCUCGUUCGCGGGGCUAAGUUCAAAACCUGUCAUAUCAGAGAGUCGUUUCGAGCAAAGGAAUCGCUGCACAAAUCGUCUAGAACGGGAGCAGUAACGAACUUUCGAGAAUCCGUCAAUUUUGGGCCAAAGCUAGAGGCGAGUCGCUGAAGUUCUUCUCGAUCGUUGUCUCGCCGACGAUCGGAACCGUUUUUACACUUUUAAACGUCGUCGCGCGAACCGUUUCUCCUUCUCUUUUUUUUCCCCCUUUUUUUCUCGUUUUUCUCCUUUGUUACCCCUUUGUAUAUUUUAUUUUCAUUUUUAUACUGCCGUUAAACUGUGUCACGUGACGGUUAACGAAAUCAUGUACAAAGUUCAUUGUUAAUAUAAUAAAUAGUUAACGAGUAACAACGGAUAUCCACGUAAACUGAAGCGAUUGAUCUGUUUCGUCGAAUCGUGCCAUUUUACCAGUGUUGUAUAUACAGUUGUACUAUUGUAAUCGCGACGUCGGAUCUCUAGAGUCAAUAUUCACGAUUUUCGUUCGGUAUGGCGGCGGCAACGACUGUCCGGUUUGCCGCCAGCUGACAAUAAUAAUAUUUGACAAAACGGAAUCAGAAACGUCGGCCGAAGAUUCUUCGUGGUCGCUGAUCGAUUGUAUCGGCGAUACUUUAUCGUUGGCUCGUCGACACGAUUCUCUUCGGACCCUAUCCAUUUUAAUUCUGAACGGAAACUGCCUUGGAACAUAUGGAAAUUGCAAUUGAUUUUCUAUUCGAUAAGAUCAAUUCGAACUUCUCGAUUCUAACCGAGCUUAUCGCGUGUGCUCGCAAUCGUAUGCGUUUCGUAAAUGGAAAUCUCUCUCGAAAUCGUGACUCAAUUCAUCGAUCGCACUCGUUAUCAGUUGAAACGCGAGCCAACGAUAAGGUGCUGCCAAUACUCUGCGCGCGUAUUAACGAUUUUCAGUUUGACCGAGAAUCGCGCAGAGUAGGAACUUUUUUUGGCUGUCCCCGGAGGCUGUCGUACAGGCAGAGAAAUGAAAAGGGGACGGAGAAAGCUAUCAUUGUGCAAAUAAGCGGGGGACACGUGUAAAAUAUGUGUACGACACUUUAAUAGGACUUUUGAUUAUUUAACUUAAAAAUUAUUCUAUUGUAAAAUACUGUAAUAACUGUAUGAAUAGUCGGUAAGUUCUAAUAAAAGAAAUGUUUAAA
This is a messenger RNA of Nomia melanderi (Alkali bee), 7796 nucleotides long. It is a transcript of the gene sfl, whose product is annotated as N-deacetylase and N-sulfotransferase sfl. Gene Ontology annotation, cellular component: Golgi apparatus. NCBI's taxonomy places the organism in Eukaryota, Metazoa, Arthropoda, Insecta, Hymenoptera, Halictidae. The record is from RefSeq and is a predicted model, not a curated record. Gene Ontology annotation, molecular function: heparan sulfate N-sulfotransferase activity; hydrolase activity; deacetylase activity.